This is a messenger RNA of Rangifer tarandus platyrhynchus (Svalbard reindeer), 1341 nucleotides long. NCBI's taxonomy places the organism in Eukaryota, Metazoa, Chordata, Mammalia, Artiodactyla, Cervidae. The record is from the annotation of a GenBank genome assembly.
AUGGGGAAAUCCUUCGCCAAUUUCAUGUGCAAGAAGGACUUUCAUCCUGCUUCCAAAUCCAACAUCAAAAAGGUUUGGAUGGCAGAACAGAAAAUAUCAUAUGACAAGAAGAAACAAGAAGAGUUAAUGCAACAAUAUCUAAAAGAACAAGAAUCAUAUGAUAAUAGAUUGCUAAUGGGAGAUGAACGUGUAAAGAAUGGCCUUAAUUUCAUGUAUGAGGCUCCACCAGGGGCUAAGAAAGAAAACAAAGAGAAAGAAGAAACAGAAGGAGAGACUGAAUACAAAUUUGAAUGGCAGAAAGGGGCCCCACGAGAAAAAUAUGCCAAAGAUGACAUGAACAUCAGAGAUCAGCCCUUUGGUAUUCAGGUUCGAAAUGUGAGAUGCAUUAAAUGUCACAAAUGGGGUCACGUCAACACAGAUCGAGAAUGUCCUUUGUUUGGUCUUUCUGGAAUUAAUGCAAGUUCAGUUCCCACUGAUGGCUCAGGGCCAUCGAUGCACCCCUCGGAGCUAAUAGCGGAGAUGAGAAACAGUGGGUUUGCACUGAAACGAAAUGUACUGGGGAGAAACUUGACCGCAAAUGAUCCAUCACAGGAGUAUGUUGCAAGCGAGGGUGAAGAAGAUCCAGAAGUUGAAUUUUUAAAGUCACUAACAACCAAACAAAAACAGAAACUCCUCAGGAAAUUAGAUCGACUUGAGAAGAAAAAAAAGAAAAAGAAAAAAGAUAGAAAAAAGAAAAAGCUUCAGAAGAGCAGAAGUAAACACAAAAAACAGAAAAGCAAGCCCUCCCCCUCCCCCUCCCCCUCCCCCUCCCCACUCUCCUCCUCCUCCUCUAGUGACAGUUCAGAAGGCAGCAGUGCGAGUGACAGCAAAGGAAAACAAGUCCAGAAGAAGAAAAGAAAGGAAAACAAGCGUUCAGGGGAUCACAGCAGUGAUUCUGAAGAGACAGACAAGUCUAAGAAGAGAAAACGGGACGAAGACCGUUCUUGCAGUCGCAGUAACAAGGAAAAGCCUAAGUUUUUAAAACAAGAGCGUUCUGGGGAGAACAGCAAAUGGAGCCAUUCUGAUUCUGACAGAAAGCCCAGAAGCCAUGACCAGAGUCCAGAGAAGAGAGGAUCUGGAAGAAAGGAGAGGAGCAGCGGGAGCCAGAGCCGGAAUGAGAGGAGUAGGAGAAGCCGAAGCAGAAGUCACGGCAGUUACAAGCCGAGAGAAGUAAGGAAACGGCCGCGGCGCAGCCCAGGUGAAGAGCGGGACAGAAGUGACACCAGAUGCCGUGGCACGGAUGCGUGCAGAGGAGGCAAAGUGCAUAGAGAGCAUUAUCGGGAGAUAAGCAUACUAGAGUGA